Messenger RNA from Aphanomyces invadans, 360 nucleotides. RefSeq lists its product as hypothetical. The coding region runs from base 1 to 360 and encodes 119 amino acids. The transcript has 2 exons. NCBI's taxonomy places the organism in Eukaryota, Oomycota, Saprolegniomycetes, Saprolegniales, Verrucalvaceae. The record is from RefSeq and is a predicted model, not a curated record.
AUGACGGACACGACGGACGACGCACGGGAGGUGCAAGAGAAGAAGUGGUGGGCCGAAUACGACGACGUGAUGCUGUUGACUCAGGAGGAGACGAGCAAGGACCGCCUUCUGGACGACUUGGUUGCACUGUUCGAUGAUGCCAUGGCCAAGAAGACAAAUCGCGAGAUUAAUGAUGCAACUGACAAGGCCGAGUGCGUCAAGUGUAUUCGAGAACAAGCAAUGCAGCGUGGCAGGCGUCAAUCAACUUCGGACUCGUCCGACACCGUUGAAAAUGCUAUCAGUAGCAAGCGCAAACUGAUUGUGGAAGCCCAGGAAAAUGAAAUUGUGUUGGAGCGCAAGAAAUUGGAGUUAAAAAAAUGA